Molecule: messenger RNA, 1866 nt
Organism: Amaranthus tricolor (Joseph's coat)
Lineage: Eukaryota; Viridiplantae; Streptophyta; Magnoliopsida; Caryophyllales; Amaranthaceae
Product: high mobility group B protein 15
Exons: 7
Coding region: 228-1487 (419 amino acids)
Molecular function (GO): DNA binding
Source: RefSeq, a predicted model, not a curated record
GGGUUGCUGGAAAUGCUAUUAAAUAAACAAAAACCCUAUUUGGUUUGAAAAAAUAAAAGCAUUUCUAUAAAAAUUUAGUUGAUGUUAUCAUUAAAGUAUUAUUAAUAAUUAAUUUGUUGGAGAAAGGGGUUAGAUUAGGCUAAACUCUAAAAAAGUUCCUCCAUUGACGUCAUAAAAAUUGUUAUCUCCCUAGUCUCUCCUGCUUAUCUUCUACAGUAGGAAAACAUAUGAGGGAGAUGGUGGAUAAAGGAAGCAGUGUCUAUCCAGCACCUCUGGCCAAGUAUGAGGAGGUGGUCGCCGAUCCUCAACUCUUUAUGGCCACUCUUGAGAAGUUUCAUGCUACUAUGGCCACUAAGUUCAUGAUUCCUAUAAUUGGAGGCCAGGAUCUUGAUCUCCACAAGCUCUUUGUGGAGGUCACUUCACGUGGUGGUAUUGACAAGAUACUAAGAGAAAAAAGAUGGAAAGAUGUUACAUCCGCUUUUAACUUCCCAGCCACAGCAACGAAUGCUUCUUUUGUGUUGCGUAAGCACUAUCAUACAUUACUACAGGAAUAUGAACGAAUCUACUACUUUAAAGCAAAAGGUAUUAUGCAGAGACCUAAUGCUACACCUAUGGCUUUCCCUGGAUUGUCCGGAGUGUCCCCGACUCCCACACCUGCUCAGCCGGCAAAUGUUGAGCAGCCCAGGAUGAACACUAGAGAAUUUGUGUCUGUACCUACAGCACCAUCUGUGGGGUGUCCUGUCAUUGGAGUGAUUGAUGGAAAAUUCGAUACUGGGUAUCUUGUAACUGUCACAAUAGGCAAGGAGAAACUGAAAGGUGUUCUGUAUCAGACUUCAUCGACUAAUUCAAAUCAAGUGCAACAAACAUGUAGUGUCGCAAUUCGCACAACUGACAGCACUCCUACAACAUCAGGUGCGCUUCAUAGGAGGAGGAGGAGGAGUAAAUCUGAGUUAAGGAAGAGAGAUCCUAGUCACCCUAAGCCUAAUAGAAGUGGUUACACCUUUUUCUUUUCUGAACAACACCCCAGAUUGAAACCACUCCAUCCAGGAAAGGACCGGGAAAUAAGUAGGAUGAUUGGUGAGCUUUGGAACAGUUUGAAAGAUAAUGAGAAAGCUGUAUAUGAAGAAAAGGCAAUAAAAGAUAAAGAGAGAUACAGGAUGGAGAUGGAGGAUUAUAGAGAGAGAGUGAGUAAAAAUCAGGUGAUCAGUGAUGCAAUACCAAUACGGCAGUGGUUUCCUGAUUUGGAUGCAGAAAUGGAGGGGGUGAAAAUAAAUGAUUACGAGACAUUUGAUUACGAAAACAAUUCCAGCCAGAGUGAAUCUGAGGACGAUGAAGAAAUUACGGCGAAGGAUGAUGAGGAAUUCUCAGUUACAGAGACAUAUCAUAGAGGGUUUCCUGAAACCUCAGCAGGAGCUGCUGGGGAGUUUCAGGUAAUUACAGGAGAGGAUGAAUUAGCUGCUACUGCUAGUGAAGAAGAUGAAGACUGAAGAGGGGAGCAAGUAAGUAAUCUUGGUGGGGUUGAAAAUUUCACUACUGUUAGUCUGCUAUUACUAUAAUAAUGGUAUAGCUAGGCACCCAUUCGGGUAAAUCCAACGGUAUCAAAUGCUUUAUAUCCUUUCAUUGUACAUUGUUGUUGGUUAUAGAAGGAUUUUAUUAGAAAUAUGGCAUUAAGGCAGUUUUAUAGUGAAAUAUUGCUGAAUUUUUUACUUGUAGUUUGUUGCGUGCCAAUAGGCUACUCAUGUAUAUUUGCUGCUCAAUAACAAAAAGUCUCAGCCAACAAGUGAACCAAUUAUCUAGCCGUUGAGGGUAACGGAUGAACCAAGUAGAUGACACGGUCCACGUCUCCACCCACAAAGAAACUUUAAG